Molecule: messenger RNA, 1733 nt
Organism: Eucalyptus grandis
Lineage: Eukaryota; Viridiplantae; Streptophyta; Magnoliopsida; Myrtales; Myrtaceae
Exons: 2
Coding region: 206-1372 (388 amino acids)
Source: RefSeq, a predicted model, not a curated record
CUCUGCCGGACCCUCCUUUCUUUUUCUUUUGCCUCCUCCUUUUUCUUCAAAAGUUCUCCCAAGAGUGGGAGGGAGAUAGCGCAGAGGCGAAGCAAUCUGAGUGAUUGCAUCUCCCACCCAAACGUUCAUAUCUCAAUCAAUCUAAUCGAAAGCCAGGGUGAAGGAAGAAGAAGAAGCAGAGGAAGAGGAAGCGGAAGAGGCAGAUAUGGGAUUGCUGUCCAACAAGAUCGAGAGGGACCAACUCAAGCCUGGGGAUCACAUCUACUCUUGGCGUCUCUCCUACCUCUACGCCCACCACGGAAUAUACAUUGGUGAAGGGAAGGUUAUUCACUUCACUCGAGGGGCAGGACACGAAAUCGGCACAGGGACUGUGUUAGACCGCAUCAAUUCGAGCUCAUCUCUCUAUCCUCCUGUCGGUAUACAAUGCCAGAUAUGUGGAGAUCAGUCGAGACUUGAUAAUGUCAUCUCUUCGUGCAUCGAUUGCUUCCUUUCAGGUGGAAACCUCUACCUCUUUGAGUACGGCGUGUCCUCUGUUUUCCAUCUUGCUAGCGUUCGAGGAGGGACUUGCACCCUUGCGAAAUCCGACCCCCCUGAAGAUGUGCUUCACCGUGCCUCUUACCUCCUCCAGAAUGGCUUUGGAGGCUACAAUCUUUUCAAGAACAACUGUGAGGACUUUGCUCUCUACUGUAAAACGGGUCUGCUUGUCGAGACAGCAAUUAGCGAAGGCCGAAGUGGGCAAGCAGCAGCUUUUCAGGCUGCUAAAAGUGCUGUUAAGUCCUCUCCUACACUUGCAUUCUUGAUGACCCGUGUUCGUGGUCUGUCAGUUAGAGGUCUGGCAGGUAGCGGUCUGGCAGUUGGUGGUCUGGCAGUUGGUGGUCUGGCAGCUGUGAGUUAUGGCAGGUAUUGCAUCAAUCUUUUGGUCUCUGACAUUGGGUUUCGCCAUGAUGUGGUUAAAGUACCGGCCGAAAGACUUGUGGAUCAAUCUCAUUUAAGUGAUCCCCAAGCUGCUGUGGAUAGUCCCACUCCCAGUUGUAUUGGGGUUCGCCAUGAUGUGGUUAAAGUACCGGCCGAAAGACUUGUGGAUCAAUCUCAUUUAAGUGAUCCCCAAGCUGCUGUGGAUAGUCCCACUCCCAGUUGUAUUGGGGUUCGCCAUGAUGUGGUUAAAGUACCGGCCGAAAGACUUGUGGAUCAAUCUCAUUUAUGUGAUCCCCAAGCUGCUGUGGAUAGUCCCACUCCCAGUUGUAUUGGGGUUCGCCAUGAUGUGGUUAAAGUACCGGCCGAAAGACUUGUGGAUCAAUCUCAUUUAUGUGAUCCCCAAGCUGCUGUGGAUAGUCCCACUCCCAGUCGUAUUGUCAAAGCCAAGAUUGACUAAAGAUUGCACGCUUCAAUUUGCCGGCAGUCUCCGCCAGAACUUUGCCCGCAGUGGAGAUGAAAACACUCUGUAAAAUGUACGCUUUAACUCUUUGUCGGAUGUUACUUCUGCAAACCAUACCCAGUAGAAAUUUUAAGUACUCUUCAAACUGCAGCUUUGUCGGAUUUGCCAUCAGAGGUCCUUGAGAUGUUUGGGUGUGUGUAGUCUUGUUUCUUGUUGUGUAAACGAACUGAUCAGAUUUGCUUUCAACAGGAUCUGACCCGAUGAUCGUCACCAUCUCUGUAUAGAAGUAAAGUCGCAAGAGAGAGUGGUUCUACCGUUCUCUGCAAUUCUGAUAUUUCUGCUUCUGGAUUGUUUUUAA